UCUGUGUACUAAUUACUAAACCAUUUAAAUUACUCUCAUUAUUUAUUACCCAAAAUUACCAUUUAUCUAUUCCAGGUAUUCCUAUCCAUAAUACGGGUUUUCCUAAUGGAUUUUUUCUAUGGAAUAAUAGGCUACAAGGUCUUACAAAAUCUCCAAGUCCCUGAAUGUUUAUCAACUUUUAAAAAUUACCUAAUUAUAAAGUGUACUGAUAAUUUUUUAAAAUUAACAUUAAUGUAUUUUACUAUAUUUAUCAAACAAAAAUAUCAGAUAAUGCCCCAAUGUUUCAUGGGCAUGAAUACAUAAAAAAAAAAAAAAAAAAAAAAGCAUUUAACAAUAGCGUGACAAUAGAAAAGAUAAGAACAAUAAAUGUGAGACUAAGAUGAUUAUAAAAGUAUCCAAAUAAUUAUAAAUACUUGAGCAAAUAGAAAUAAUCUUAAGCUUUAAAUAAUUGAUAGACAUUUUUUAAUGACAUAAAUACUUAAUUUUAGUAGUGAAGCUGAAGCGGUCGCGGAAAGAUUCAAAAUGCAGAACUAAGUGUUUAAAAAAUUAUAAAAUUUAUCUAUUGUAUUUAAUUUACCAAAAAAAUUAAAGUUAACAAAUGAAAGCCGGCAACUCUGCGUUUUACUUUAAGCCAAAAUAAUUAAUUUUCUGUAGAUCUGAUUGACUUUGACGUUUAUUUAUAAAUUAGGCUAAAACAAGAAGACAUUGUUGUAAAUAUAUUUGAAGUGCUUUUAAUUACGCAAGAUGUCAAGCAAGUUGUGGAAAGCUCUCACGAGGAAAAGAAUAGACAGAGAUUUAGAGGGCAAAGGCAAAUUGGCCAGAGUACUUGGUCUCUUUGAUCUCACGGCUCUGGGAGUCGGCGCGACGUUGGGCCUCGGGGUCUACGUUCUUGCCGGAAGUGUCGCCAAAGGAACCGCUGGUCCUGCGGUGUGCAUUUCCUUCCUGAUUGCUGCGAUUGCGUCAGCUUUGUCAGGAAUGUGCUACGCUGAGUUCGCUUCCCGCGUGCCCAAGGCGGGAUCUGCUUACGUUUACAGCUACGUCACUAUUGGAGAAUUUGUCGCUUUUGUCAUCGGCUGGAAUCUCAUACUCGAGUAUGUAAUUGCGACGGCGAGUGUUGCUAGGGGGCUCAGUAAUUACGUUGACUCCUUGAUUGAGAAUAAGAUGAGAAAUUAUUUUCACUCGGUCAUGCCAAUAAAUGUAUCAUUCCUGUCGGAGUAUCCAGAUUUCUUCGCCUUUACGGUCGUUCUGCUUCUUUCUCUUCUUCUUUGCAUCGGCGCCCAGGAGUCAUCGUACCUCAACAUGGGAUUUACGGCAGUAAAUUUGACGACUGUUUUAAUUGUCAUUGUCGCAGGAUCUAUCAAAGCUGAUCCGGCAAAUUGGAACAUCGACCCGGCGAAAAUUCCUCCAGAGUUCAAAAAUGCUGGGACCGGUGGAUUUAUGCCUUUUGGAAUAAGCGGAGUUAUGAUCGGAGCAGCGAAAUGUUUCUAUGGAUUCGUCGGGUUCGACGCGGUCGCCGCCACAGGAGAAGAAGCUAAAAAUCCACAAAAAACAAUUCCGCUUGCGAUAGUAAUUUCUCUUGCUGUCAUCUUCGCGGCCUACUUCUCUAUCUCUACAGUUCUUACGAUGAUGUGGCCUUACUAUGACCAAGAUUCAGAAGCGCCACUUCCUUAUGUCUUCCAGCAAAUUGGCUGGCCGUCAAUUAAGUGGAUCGUUAAUCUCGGCGCUGUUUCUGCUCUCUGUACUAAUCUUCUAGGUUCAAUGUUCCCACUUCCUCGGAUUCUCUAUGCCAUGGGAAGUGACGGAGUGAUGUUCAAAUUUCUUGCCCAAGUUCACGACAAAACACGCACUCCAAUUUUCGGAACUCUAGUUUCUGGAAUAUUUAUAGGUCUGAUGACUCUCAUGUUCAAUCUCGAGCAGCUGAUCGACAUGAUGUCCAUUGGAACCCUGCUGGCGUACACCAUAGUCGCCAUUUCUGUCCUAGUUCUCAGGUAUCAGAAGGCAAAUCAAGGAGUUAAAAUAUCCAUGAACACGAUACCGGAAGAGCGGCCAUCGCCUCUAGAUUAUUGUAGACAGAUUUUCAAUGUCGACAAUCAAACAGUUCCCAGCGACUUCUCCAGCGAAAUUUCCAGCUGGGGCAUAGUUAUUUUCGCAUCAGCGGCAUUUAUAUUUGGUUUGAUUUUCAAUUGUGUGCACUUUGAUGAUAGUGCUAUUAAUGUCUUCCUUUACGUUAUUUUAAUACUGAUAGGCAUUAUUCUUAUUGUUACCGUAUUCGCCAUUAGUAGACAACCCAUUGAUCCAAUAAAACUCGCUUUUAAGGUCCCAUUAGUCCCUUUCUCUCCCUGCCUCAGUAUAUUUAUAAAUCUAUUUUUAAUGCUUCAAUUAGAUGUUUUUACAUGGAUCAGAUUCGCUGUAUGGAUGGUUAUAGGUUUUUGUAUCUACUUUUUCUACGGAAUGAAAAAUAGUCUGCAAGGCCAAAAAAAUAUCUCACGACUUCUAGACACACCACUGCAAUAAAAUAGUUAUAAUUAUUUUUGUAUUUUUAAAUGACUUGUUAAUUUUAAAUAUCGACGCCAUUAAAUAAGGAUUUUUUGAUUUA
Messenger RNA from Microplitis demolitor, 2596 nucleotides. RefSeq names its product cationic amino acid transporter 2. Gene Ontology annotation, biological process: transmembrane transport; amino acid transport. Lineage: Eukaryota; Metazoa; Arthropoda; Insecta; Hymenoptera; Braconidae. The transcript is spliced from 11 exons. Gene Ontology annotation, cellular component: plasma membrane. The record is from RefSeq and is a predicted model, not a curated record. Gene Ontology annotation, molecular function: amino acid transmembrane transporter activity. Bases 745 to 2514 code for a protein of 589 amino acids.